This is a messenger RNA of Schizophyllum commune H4-8, 669 nucleotides long. RefSeq lists its product as uncharacterized. The transcript has 4 exons. The record is from RefSeq and is a predicted model, not a curated record. The coding region runs from base 1 to 525 and encodes 174 amino acids. Lineage: Eukaryota; Fungi; Basidiomycota; Agaricomycetes; Agaricales; Schizophyllaceae.
AUGCCCCGGUGUGCCAACCCUUUGUUUCUGAGAUGGGUCAAAGAGUUUCAUGCCGAGAAGGACUACCGUAUCAAGGGCGGACCCCCUCGCCCUACAGGCUAUGAGAAUGCCAUUCGUGCUCUGCAGGAGUGCACAGAGAAAUAUCAGCACCCCGCCGAGCUGAAGAAACUCAACGGCGUCGGACCAACUUGCAUCGCAAGGUUGACCGAAAAGCUCGAGAAAUAUUGCAAGAAUAAGCGUAUCCCGAUGCCUGAGCCGCCUGCGCCUAAACGUCGAGCUCCAGCAAAGCCUAAGCUGACGGCUGCGCAGAAGCGCGCUGCUCUCAAGGAAGAGGAAGCCAGGUUCGUCGACGAGGACUCGGAGGAGGAACCAACGACCACCUCAACUGCGUCACGGAAGCGGGGUGCUCCAAAGCGCAAAAAGGCCGAGGACAGUGACGGCGACGACGACGAGUACGUGGAGCGCCCGAAGAGGCGUCGUGUUGUCCGCCGUAAGGCAGUGAUGGAGGAAGAGGACUCAGACUAAGGGUGAUAUGACUUGGGCUUUCGACCGUGGACGUUAUAUACUCUCUACACUCAAACAGCGAACAAACAUACUAUACCAAGUAUCAGUGUAAUACUUCCAGCUUUCUAUAUGUUUGACCCAUCCCAAUCUUGCUCAUGCAUCGAG